AUUUAUAGUGGUUGAUAGUUGGAAGACAGAAGUUUUUGCAGCAGCAGACAAAUUACCUUAAAUAGUCUUUCUGCGAAUUUAGAAUUGUUUGAACAUUUGAAGUGUCAACAGCACCUGCGAGUGCAGAAGGAAAAAAAAUUGUGGAUUUUAGAUUAGACUAAAAUGAAAUUGUUAAUUUUGCUAUCGGUUUUAUUUGCAAGUGCUUGCGGGAAGCCACAACUCCUACAAUUUCCAGGCAUAAGCAUCUCAUCAAGCAAUGCUAAUGCAGGAUCAAAUUCAGGAUUGGGUGGAGCAGGAAGUAAUUCAAAUGCAAAUAGUUUUUCACUGAAUAUAGGAGGUGGUGGAUUAGGAAUUCCAGGACUUGGUGGAUUCGGUGGUGGUCCGAGCAUCAGUGCAUCACAAUCACAAGCACAGGCUCAAGCUGGUUCGGGUGGAGGUGGUUUUGGAGGAGGUAGUCAAUCACAAGCUCAAGCUCAGUCACAAUCAGUGAAUAUUAAUUUAGGAGGAGGAGGUGUAGCUCCAAUUGGAGGACCAGGAGUUUAUGGAGGUGGUCCUGGAUAUUAUGGUGGAGGUCCUGGAUAUGGAGGUUAUGGCGCAGGUUAUGGAGGAGGUCCUGGAUAUUAUAGAAGAGGUCCAGGAUUUUAUGGUGGUGGUCCCGGAUUCUAUGGAGGUCGAGGAUUUAGAAGACGUGGACAUCAUCAUCAUCACCAUCAUCAUUAUGAUGGUCCAGGCUUUGGUGGUCCAGGAUACGGCCCAGGAUUCUUCAAGAAAUAAAUAUAUUUAACAGAAACAUACUCAGCCAGUUGUACAUAUAGGAGUAAUGAAUAAGAAUCUCAUGUUUGUGCAAAAAAAUUGUUGUUCUUUACGUUGUAAAUAAGCAUUCAUCUUCAAUGACACUUAAACAUAUAUACACACACACAUACACAAAUACACUU
Molecule: messenger RNA, 935 nt
Organism: Chironomus riparius
Lineage: Eukaryota; Metazoa; Arthropoda; Insecta; Diptera; Chironomidae
Source: the annotation of a GenBank genome assembly